Molecule: messenger RNA, 1884 nt
Organism: Oryzias latipes (Japanese medaka)
Lineage: Eukaryota; Metazoa; Chordata; Actinopteri; Beloniformes; Adrianichthyidae
Product: E3 ubiquitin-protein ligase RNF182
Source: RefSeq, a predicted model, not a curated record
GGUACACCUGCACGUGCGCGUUCACACACAAGCGCACGGGGACGAAUGAGACAACAAGGAGCGUUGCUAUGAGGAGGGAAGUGGAUUUAAAUGAAGGGCAGCGCAGCAGAGGCGGGUGCGGUGGAGGAGGGGGAGUCACACGCGCCGGGACAAGAACAUGACUUGAAGAUGAUUGGUCCUCAGUUGGAGGAGGUGGGGGACAAAGACUGUCCAUCUCCUGAGGAACUGGAGUGUAAGAUCUGCUACCAGCGCUACAAUGCACACAACAGGAAGCCCAAAAUCCUGGACUGCCUGCAUCGGGUCUGUGCCCGCUGCCUCCUGAAGAUCCUGGAUGUGGCAGACGGCGGGGGCAGCAUUCCCUGCCCCUUCUGCAGACACCAGACUGAGAUCUCAGAGUACCAGGUGUCGGCCCUGCCCGAUGAUGUCAACAUAAUGUCCCACCUGGAGAAGUCCAGCAGCUCAGACCAGAACAGGGAGGUCCUCCUGACUCCACAAAGUUUCUCCUCCUCCAGUCCGUCUCGUGACUCCUCCAACUGCCUGGUCAUCACCAUAAUGGAGGUGCAGAGGGACUCGGGGCACUCCCCUAGCCAAAACGGUAGCUCCGAUAUCUACGCUGAGCAGAGUUUGGACUCUGUUUCCAUUGGAUCCAAUGGACCUGCUGAUCACGACGCCCUGACCAAGCUCUGCAACCACGUGCCGCGAAUCCUGGUCUGGCUGCUGGGCUUCCUAUACUUUGGUUCACUGCCUCUAGGAAUCUACCUACUGGUGAUCCAGAGAGUGACUCUGGGCAUUGUGUGCGUGAGCCUGGUGCCGUCCAGCCUAACGGUCUGCCUGGUGUACGGUUUCUGCCAGUGCCUGUGUCAGGGCAUGUGCGACUGCUCCUCCAGGGGUUGACCGGCGCCAACCGGCUGUUCCUGUGACACGGACCAAGCCGCUGCAGAAAACAGGCUGACGGUUUGAGAAGAGAUAAACCGUGAUUUCCUCCACGGCACAUUUAGAGUCCUGGCGGCGAGCCGUCCUCAUGCAAAAUGAAGGAGCAGCGAGAGCGGUGUGCUUUCUGUCUUUUUUUUUUUUUUACAGCCUCUGCAGCAUCUGUGGCACCAGCUUGGCCGGGAAGUGACAGAGGCCUCCACGGCAUCUCUGCAAUACUGUGAUGUGUGACUUUUGUCGUGUGUCUUGACUAUAACCUGGUCCAUCGUAGUCUUUGAGCAAAGACUCUUAGAAUUUCACCAAAGCAAAGAGCUGACAAGUUACGUUACCACCCUUCCUGACCUCUCAAAAAAACCUCAUCCACUCAUUUUUUAAUCUGCAAUUUGGCAAAAAAAUGUUUCUGUAACAAACUGAUCUGACGUCCAUACAGAAAAUAAUCACUGUUCGUUAAAGACCUAAUCCGAUAAAUAGUGGUGUUUUUAACAUGUUUGUGGCAUUUUUCUCAUGAUAGAGAACAGAUAUGAACUGGAAUUUGGCCAAAACCUUGAAUCUGCCACAGCAGGCGGAGAAGGGGCAAUUGUUGUUUUGUCGUUUUACAGGCAAUUCACUGUAAGUGUGAGAAAACCAGCAGCCUUGCAGCUCAGGUUGUUAUGAGACACUUUUCGUUCAGUUUCCUUCGGGGUUGAACUUCUGUCUCAAAAGCUGCAUUUCGUACAGCUUCUGCAGAGCUUUAGUCCUGAGAAACGUGUCUUUAGGACAUUGUGUGACAGCACAAUGAACUGGGUCUUAGCUUUAUCUGCUUAAUGUCGGAUAAACUGAGCAGAUUUCUAUCAUUUAGUGCUCUCAAGAGUCAAAGCCAUUGACUGUAUAUUAGAGCUGGACCCCCCCUGGCGUUCCAAACAAGAAGUAGCUGCUGCAUCCAAAAGCCAAAAUCCCAUAAGCUAAUAUAGAGAA